Macaca mulatta (Rhesus monkey) is the source of this 1583-nucleotide messenger RNA. RefSeq names its product kallikrein-2. Gene Ontology annotation, biological process: regulation of systemic arterial blood pressure; zymogen activation. The record is from RefSeq and is a predicted model, not a curated record. Gene Ontology annotation, cellular component: secretory granule. Gene Ontology annotation, molecular function: serine-type endopeptidase activity. Lineage: Eukaryota; Metazoa; Chordata; Mammalia; Primates; Cercopithecidae.
AAGCUCACCGCCUGGCUGUGGACAUCUGUGUCAACAUGUGGGUCCUGGUUCUCUUCAUCGCCUUGUCUGUGGGGUGCACUGGUGCCGGGCCCCUCAUCCAGGCUCGGAUUGUGGGAGGCUGGGAGUGCGAGAAGCAUUCCCAACCCUGGCAGGCGGCUGUGUACAGUCAUGGAUGGGCACACUGUGGGGGUGUCCUGGUGCUCCCCCAGUGGGUGCUCACAGCUGCCCAUUGUCUAAAGAAGUAAGUAGGAUCCUGGAAUCUGGGGAGGGAAUGUCUGUGUCCCACGGGAAUAACAGCUGGAUACUUCCCCCAGGGUCGCUUCUUAGGAAUAGCCAGGUCUGGCUGGGUCGGCACAACCUGUUUGAGCCUGAAGACACCGGCCAGAGGGCCCCUGUCAGCCACAGCUUCCCACACCCGCUCUACAAUAUGAGCCUUCUGAAGCGUCGAAGCCUUAGACCGGAUGAAGACUCCAGCCACGACCUCAUGCUGCUCCGCCUGUCGGAGCCUGCCAAGAUCACAGACGCUGUGAAGGUCCUGGGCCUGCCCACCCAGGAGCCAGCACUGGGGACCACCUGCUAUGCCUCAGGCUGGGGCAGCAUCCAACCAAAGGAGUUCCUGCGCCCAAAGAGUCUUCAGUGUGUGAACCUCCAUCUCCUGUCCAAUGACAUGUGUGCCGGAGCUUACUCUGAGAAGGUGACAGCGUUCAUGUUGUGUGCUGGGCUCUGGACAGGUGGUAAAGACACUUGUGGGGGUGAUUCUGGGGGUCCCCUUGUCUGUAAUGGUGUGCUUCAGGGUAUCACGUCAUGGGGCCCUGAGCCUUGUGCCCUGCCUGAAAAGCCUGCUGCGUACACCAAGGUGGUGCAUUACUGGAAGUGGAUCAAGGACACCAUCGCAGCCAACCCCCGAGUGCCCCCGUCCUACCCCUACCUCUAGUAGAUUUAAGUCCACCUCACGUUCUGGCAUCACUUGGCCUUUCUGGAUGCUGGACACCUGAAGCUUGGAAGUCACCUGGCCAAAGCUUGAGCCUCCUGAGUCCUACUGACCUGUGCUCUCUGGUGUGGAUUCCAGGGCCGCUAGGAAAAGGAAUGGGCAGACACAGGUGUAGGCCAGUGUUUCUGAGAUUCGUGUAAUUUCAUCCUCUCCUUCGGAACACUGGCUGUGUCUGGAGACUUCUCACUCAGUUUCAGUGAGGACACACACAAGGACGCGGGUGACCGUGUUGUCUGUGGGGUACAGAGACGGGAGGGGUGGGGCCCACCCUGGAAGAGCGGACAGUGACACAAGGUGGACACUCUCUACAGAUCACUGAACAUAAGCUGGAGGCACAACGUAUGAGGCACGCGCACAGCAAGGAUGACACUGAAAACGUAACCCACUCUGUCCUGGGAGCACUGGGAAGCCUAGAGAAGACCGUGAGCAGAAAGAAGGGGAGGGUCCUCCUGUAUUGUUGAAGGAGGGACUAAGGGGAGAAACUGGAAGCUGAUUAAUUACAGGAGGUGUGUUCAGGUCCCCCAGCCACCAUCAGAUUUCAUGAUUUCCUAGCAGGACUUCCAGAAAUAAAGAGGCAUCAUGCCGUGGUUUA